Cryptomeria japonica (Japanese cedar) is the source of this 4181-nucleotide messenger RNA. Its product is annotated as receptor kinase-like protein Xa21. Bases 88 to 3807 code for a protein of 1239 amino acids. Gene Ontology annotation, molecular function: receptor serine/threonine kinase binding; ATP binding; protein kinase activity. Lineage: Eukaryota; Viridiplantae; Streptophyta; Pinopsida; Cupressales; Cupressaceae. The record is from RefSeq and is a predicted model, not a curated record. The transcript has 2 exons. Gene Ontology annotation, biological process: protein phosphorylation.
UUUAUUCCACCGUUGGCCCUCUAUUCUAUUCUAUUCUAUUCUAUUCUACUGCGUUGUGUACUUCUCUCUGUCCGUGUUUGCUCUACCAUGGCUCCUCUUUUGCUCUUCUCUUUCAUGCUUUCCGUCUUUUCAAUCUCUGUUUUUACCCAAUCUCUGAAUAAUGAAGAAUUGCUCUUGCAAUUCAAAGCAGCCAUUACUAAUAAUAACAACACUUUGCUGCCCAAUUGGACUCCCCAUCACCCCCUCUGCAAUUGGACCGGCCUUACUUGCCACCCCUCUUCCCACUCUCUGCUCGCACUCAACUUGUCCCAAAUGAAUUUGCACGGCACCAUCUCUCCUGUCCUAGGAAAUCUUUCAUCUCUUCGAUCCAUCGAUCUCUCGUCCAAUGCCCUCACUGCUACCAUUCCUCCUCAAUUGAGUCAGCUACCCCGUCUGCAAAUACUCAUGCUGUACGACAACCAAUUACAAGGAACCAUUCCGCCCUCUCUGUCCGCUUGCCGCAGUUUGUAUGACCUGAGACUCUCCUAUAACCAGUUACAUGGUAGCAUUCCGCCCGAAAUCAGUCACCUGGCAAGUUUGAAGAUCCUUUAUUUGGGAGUAAACAAUCUCAACGGUACCAUUCCUAUCUCUUUAGGAAAUCUGUCUGCCUUACUUCAAUUGGCGUUGGAAGAAAAUGAUCUCACAGGUACCAUUCCCUCUGAAUUGGGCAUGCUCACUCAACUCCAAGUUCUCUACCUUUAUACAAAUAAUUUAGAGGGAACCAUUCCCAGGUCUUUGGGAAAUAUUUCUGCCUUGACUGAUUUAGAAUUGUCAACAAACAGUCUUCAGGGCCCCAUUCCCUCUGAAUUGGGCAUGCUCACUCACCUUCAAGUUCUCCGCCUUAAUACAAAUAAAUUAUCAGGCACCAUUCCCAGGUCUUUAGGAAAUCUUUCUGCCUCGACUGAUUUAGAAUUGUCAGCAAACAGUCUUCAGGGCCCCAUUCCCUCUGAAUUGGGCAUGCUCACUCACCUUCAAGUUCUCUACCUUCAUAGAAAUAAAUUAUCAGGCACCAUUCCCAGGUCUUUAGGAAAUCUUUCUGCCUCGACUGAUUUAGGAUUGUCAACAAACAGUCUUCAGGGCCCCAUUCCCCUUGAAUUGGGCAUGUUUACUCACCUUCAAGGUCUCUACCUUGAUACAAAUAAUUUAGAGGGAACCAUUCCCAGGUCUUUGGGAAAUCUUUCUGCCUUGACUGAUUUAUAUUUGUCAACAAACAGCCUUCAAGGCCCCAUUCCCCUUGACUUGGGCAUGCUCACUCACCUCCAGUUUCUUUACCUUAAUACAAAUAAAUUAUCAGGCACCAUUCCUAGCUCUUUAGGAAAUCUCUCAAAAUUGAAUGAAUUAGUUUUAUAUCAAAACCAGCUUAGUGGACAUAUUCCAUGGGAAAUUGGUACGAAGCUCUCAAAUUUGCAAAUUCUCAGUUUAUGGGGAAAUCAGCUUAGUGGAAACAUACCAAACUCCCUGGGAAAUUGUUCCCGUCUCGAAUUACUUUUUUUACAUAAAAACCAACUGGGUGGAACUGUUCCAAUGGAGAUGGGUAAGUUGAACUUUCUUACCAAGCUUUUACUAUACACAAAUAAACUUGUUAGUGACAGCAGUAACACAUUGGGCUUUCUCACUGCUCUCACAAACUGCUCCUACUUGCAACAAUUAAAAGUGCAAUCUAACCAUCUAACUGGUGCUUUGCCCCCAUCCAUAGGCCAACUAUCUUCCAAUUUAUUUUACUUGGAUUUAUCAGACAACAUGAUAAGAGGGAGCAUACCACAACAGAUUGCCAAUCUCACAAACUUAACCUACUUAAGUUUAGGCAGUAAUCUUUUCAGCGGAAAUAUUCCUUUUGUGAUUAAACGAUUUCAUAACUUGGAAAGAUUGCAUUUGGAUGGGAACAAAUUAGAAGGAAGCAUUCCAAGUGAGAUAGGUCAAAUGGAAAAUCUCGGGCUCUUAACUCUUAGUCGGAACCAGUUAUCUGGAAAAAUUCCGGAUUCUCUUGGUAGCCUUCAGCAGCUAAGAUAUCUCUAUCUUGAUCACAACAAAUUAUCAGAAGAGAUCCCUGUUAGUUUAGAGGGAUGUCAGAAGUUGGAGCUCCUUGACUUGUCUUACAACAAACUAGGGGGAAGGAUACCUGGCGAAGUCAUUGCCAGCCUUAAAAAUCUGCAAUUCUACCUCAAUCUUUCAUGGAAUUCUCUAGAAGGGUCCUUGCCACACGAGAUAAGUAAAAUUGUAAUGGGUCAAGCCAUAGACAUCUCUGUAAAUCGACUUACUGGGGUAAUUCCAAAUUCUCUAGGAGACUGCACAGCAUUAGAGCAUCUAAAUUUGUCCCACAAUAGCUUUGAAGGUCCAAUACCAGAUUCACUCUCCAAAUUGCAAAAUCUCCUCGAAAUGGAUCUUUCUGCCAACUUUCUAUCAGGUUCAAUACCAAUGUCUAUUGAAAGACUAAAAGUACUUUGCUACAUGAAUGUUUCUUUCAAUAAUCUGUCUGGUCAAAUUCCAGAUGGAGGGUUGUUCCCAAAUAGAACUGUUAUAACAUUGUUUGAGGGAAACCUUGGCCUCUGUGGCCCAAGAAAUUAUUCACUGCCUCCAUGCCCAAAUCAAACCCCUAAAAAACACUCACCGCUCAAAAAAAUAGUUUUAUCGGUUGGUGGAACUAUUGCAUUUGUUGUAUGCUCCAUCAUUAUAGGAAUGCUAUGCAGGCAAAAACUUUCAAGACAACCCUUCCGUCCUUCGAACAUUAUUUUUCAAAGGCUCGGCUAUCCAAAAUUUUCUUAUCAGGAUCUUGUCAUUGCAACAGCCGGAUUUGAUGAGUCAAACUUGCUUGGAGUGGGUAACUUUGGAUCAGUCUACAGAGGCAUUUUGAGGAAUGGUAAGAUGGUUGCCAUCAAGACUCUUAAUUUGCAGAAUGAAGAAGCUGAUAAGAGCUUUAAGACAGAAUGCAAAGUGUUAGGGGGGACUCGGCACCGUAACCUCAUCAAAAUCAUAAGUGCAUUUUCCUUCCCUGGCUUGAAAGGUUUGGUUCUUCAAUUUGGAUCUAAUGGGAGCUUGGAAAAGCAUUUGUUUCCUGACAGAGAUGAUCAAGACAUUUGUCAAUUGGGAUUGGGAUUAGGUGAGUGUUUGAGCAUUGCUAUAGAUGUAGCCCAUGGCAUGGAAUAUUUGCAUCAUGAUUGUCCUAUGCAGCUUGUUCACUGUGAUUUAAAACCUAGCAAUGUUCUUUUAGAUGCCAACAUGACAGCCCUUGUGACUGAUUUUGGUAUCUCCCGCUUAAUUACAACAAACUCCACGGAUUCACUGAGUACAACAACAUUUGCACUCAAAGGAUCUAUUGGCUAUAUUGCUCCAGAGUAUGGACUGGGCGGGAAUGUUUCUACAAAGGGAGAUGUUUAUAGUUAUGGAAUUCUGAUAUUAGAGAUGGUUACAAGGAAGAGGCCAAGUGAUGACAUGUUUGUGGGAGAUAUGAACUUGCAAAGGUGGGUGAGGUCAGCUUUUCCGGACAGAUUGGUAGAUAUUGUUGAUGGUGGGCUAUUCAGAGAUGUGAAUGAAAAGAUGGAAGACAAUAGAUGUCUGCUUUCUCUCAUUAAUGUUGGUUUGCUUUGUAGCAGUGAAUCACCAAGAGAACGACCUUCCAUGAGAGAUGUAGCUAAGGUCUUGGAGAACCUCAAGACAUCUUUAAUGGGAGAUGCAGCUGCUUCCAAUUUAACAUAUACAAUAUCAGACCUCCUAGACAAUACCAAUACCUUAGAAACAUUGGCGUCUGACAGUCAAAGUUCUACAUUUUAAUGUUUAUAAGUUCCAGCAAGAAGUUUUUGUCUUUUAGGUUUGCUAGUCUCAAGCUUUUCGUCCAUCACAGGUUAGUCUUCUUUCAUGUGAAAUUCUGUAAGGCUAAAUUAUAGCUGUUUGAGCUUGUAAGCUGAUCAAAGCCAUGUGUAUGCAUUAUGCUAGUUUGAGAAAGUAUAUUGUUGUGUAUAUAUACUGAAUGAAAUGAUGCAAAAUGUGUAACGUAUUUACAUAUUUGUAGCAAUCCCUCUCAUACUAUGUGGCAGCUAAAGAAUCUUUUUUCCUUGGCUGCCUUGAUAUUCAUUGUUUUAUGAGCUCAUAAACAUGAGAGGGAAUGCAAAGCAUGAAUAAGAGUUCAAAGGUCAUCGAUUUUUGAA